CUCGCGGCCACGUGACCAGCGCCAACAUGGCGGCGCCCAGCGGCGUCCACCGGCUCGUCCUCAGAGGUUGUCAUAGAAUUUUGUCUUUACCACUCAAUCAUAUCUGCUUACACAAGCAGUCAAGCAGUCAACAAAGAAGAAAUUUCUUUUUCCGGAGACAAAGAGAGAUUUCACACAGUAUAGUUUUGCCGGCUGCAGUUUCUUCAGCUCAUCCAGUCCCUAAGCACAUAAAGAAGCCAGACUAUGUGACGACAGGCAUUGUACCCGACUGGGGAGACAGCAUAGAAGUUAAGAAUGAAGAUCAGAUUCAAGGGCUUCGUCAGGCUUGUCAGCUGGCCCGUCAUGUCCUCCUCCUGGCUGGGAAGAGCUUGAAGGUUGACAUGACAACUGAAGAGAUAGAUGCUCUUGUUCAUCAGGAAAUCAUCAGUCAUGAUGCCUAUCCUUCACCUCUAGGCUAUAGAGGUUUUCCAAAAUCUGUUUGUACCUCUGUAAACAACGUGCUAUGUCAUGGUAUUCCUGACAGUCGACCUCUUCAGGAUGGAGAUAUUAUCAACAUUGAUGUCACGGUCUAUUACAAUGGCUACCAUGGAGACACCUCUGAAACAUUUUUGGUGGGCAAUGUGGAUGAAUGUGGUAAAAAAUUGGUGGAGGUUGCCAGGAGGUGUAGAGAUGAAGCAAUUGCAGCUUGCAGAGCAGGGGCUCCCUUCUCUGUAAUUGGAAACACAAUCAGAAUUUAUUCUUCAGUAGAAGGGGGCAGAGAACACUGGAUUCUUAUUCAAGCAUUCUAUCGAGCUCUGCAUUCAUGGCUGUGUCUAAAGGGCAUGUCAGCCUUUGAUUCUCUCUGAGAGGUAAUUAUCCUUUUCCUGUCACGGAACAACAAAUGAUAGCUAACUACAGAGGCACAUUUGCAGUAGUCACAUUCAUCAACUGCAGAAAAAAAAAAUUCAAUUUAAUUGUGCAACACAGCUGCACAUGGGCUUUUGAGCAUUUCUGUUGUUCUCCCUGUCUCGCUAUUCCUCCCUCCAGAUCUAUUUUUUAAACUUUUUUUCUGGUUAUUUUUUCCCCCUUUUUGUCUCUUCUUCCAUUUUUACUCUCUGUACUUUCUUGUUAAAGUAAUUUUCCUUUGUGGCUCUCAUUCUUUUUUCCCCAUUGAAGGCUAUGAAUGUAGAAAAUUAUCACAAUUACUCAUAUAAUUGAGCCUCUUUGUAGCAAGUGCAACUCCAGUAGCCUUUCUCCAUCAUGAAAAUGGUUUCAUUAUAGGGUUUUUCAUAUUCUCUGACACCAUCUACACAGAGGAACAGGCGUGCAGAUGAGAUGUACUAGGAACAGGCUAGAUCAGUAAGGUCACAGUAGGAAUAAUUAGCUCUGCUAUGGAAAGAGCAUCUAGGCCUUUUACUGCUACAUAAAUGUACUGUCCGUGGCUUUUAGUCACAAAAAAACUUACUAACAAAUGGAGCUCCCGCCUACUACUUUGAAAAAAAGAUUUGUAUCAACACUACAAUUUUCCAUCAUUAAGACUAAUAACACAGAGCCUAGUAUACAUCAAGGGGAAUAAAAAGAAAAAUCUCACAUUCAAGUGGCGGCUGGGUGCUGACCUUUGUUCCCUUUUUUUGUGUACGACUUAACUCUUUACAAAAAAGAGCCACACGCCACACCAACAUGCAGGUGAACUCCAGCUAGUACUAGCAAAGCAUAGCAUUCAGUCGGAAAAUCUGAUAAAUCUCCAUGCAGGAUAAUGCAUUUCAUUACAUAUUCACUACAUUAAUUCUAGCUACAUAAAAAAAAGAAGAAGAAGGAGAGUAGAAUUGAAAGUGACAUUGGAUUUUAGCUAUCUGGAUGCAAAGGUCAGUUUUUGCAGAGCGUGGAUUUGCAUAUACAAGCUCCUUUGAAAACCAGAUCUGUCCCAACAACUGCACUUACAAAACUAUGUGGAAAAUAACAGACAAUGAACUUUUUACUUUUACCCUAAUACAUUUCAUUAUUUAGAUGGUUUAUGUCUGCCACGGGGGAGGAAACUGGCCCCAAUUGUAACGAAUGUUUGUUCUGAUGUGUUACGGCACUGUUCCUGGACAUCUAUUAUUUCGCCUUUUCUUAUUCAGGCAAAAUCUCAAGGGAGUAAAUAAACAAUCUCCAUCUUUAAGCUAAAAGUACUUGGAAUCAUUACAGACUGAAGGUUUACAAACAUCUUUCAACUCAGUCUCGUUUAUUUUAAGAUAUUCACCAUCUUUUGCAUAGCCUCCCUCUACUGAUACACCAUGGAAAGAACAUUCAAGCAUCUUUUAUUAGCAUUAUGUUACCAAAAACCUAGUGAUCUUUAUAGGAAAUCCUGAAAUUCUCUGAAACCUAGAGGAUAGGAUGAUAUCUCUGAAGAAGUAUUGGCUGAAAUAGUUUAAUGAAAAGAGUUCUCUGGGUGCCCUUUGCUUCAUGAGGGAUGGCUACUGAUCUUCAGGUUACAGUGUUUUUGUACUCACUGUUCCUCCAUUUGCUUUAAAAUAUAUCUAAAUCUGUAUUUUUGUAAUUAUCUCUAGAUGAUGUUAUCUGUACAUAUGAGAAUAUUGUGAAUGUGUAGAUUCAUGCAUCACAAAUAUGUGACAGUUCAAUCAAAAAUAAUUUAAACUUAUACUUGUAAAUGUCAUGAUGAAAGUAUCAAUAAAUGAUUUUUAAUGUUUAAUUCUUAAGUAUAUGUUUUGAUAUUAAUUUAGAAGGAUAUAAAGCAGAUUUUUAAAAAUAAUC
This is a messenger RNA of Equus quagga, 2733 nucleotides long. It is a transcript of the gene METAP1D, whose product is annotated as methionyl aminopeptidase type 1D, mitochondrial. The record is from RefSeq and is a predicted model, not a curated record. The transcript has 7 exons. Gene Ontology annotation, biological process: proteolysis. Gene Ontology annotation, molecular function: metalloaminopeptidase activity. NCBI's taxonomy places the organism in Eukaryota, Metazoa, Chordata, Mammalia, Perissodactyla, Equidae. Bases 27 to 845 code for a protein of 272 amino acids.